Molecule: messenger RNA, 645 nt
Organism: Scomber japonicus (chub mackerel)
Lineage: Eukaryota; Metazoa; Chordata; Actinopteri; Scombriformes; Scombridae
Exons: 7
Coding region: 1-645 (214 amino acids)
Source: RefSeq, a predicted model, not a curated record
AUGGCAGGACUCCUGUUGUUUGUCGUCCUCAUGCUUCUUCUUCGACCUAAACUGACAGUGAAUCCACCAGUGAUCACAGAGACAGACUCAGUCACACUGAACUGUCAGACUCCAUCAUCAGUGUCUGUGACUCAGUGUUAUUUCUACACUUUAAGUGGAGGAACUGUCAGAGUCCUCUCUUGUCUGCAGACACUGACAGGGACUGAACUGCUGAUGAUGGCACAUCAGAAAUCACCUGCUGAGAUUAAAGUGAAAUGUUAUUACACUGUAAAACGUGGAGAGACAAAUUCUCCAUCUCCACACAGUGACACAACCUCCAUCAUGAUACAAAGUGCUGCAGAAAACAAUGAGAGACAAACUGAUUUAACAACCUCCAUUUCUACUACAAAGUCACCUGUGGGUGGAGGUGAUGAAGGUCAGACUGUUAACAGAGCUACCACUCCUGUAACUCCUGUAAAACCAGCAUCAGAUCAGAGUUCUGUUCCACCAGGUCAUACUGUUGGCUCGACCACUACUUCCUUAACAUCAGUGAAAACAACAUCAGAAACAGUUACUGCUGAGAUGAAUCUAAGUGCAAAAGGUAGCACGAUGACCGCUGUUGAAACUCCUCUAAAUGUGACAUCAGGAGACAAUAAAGAAACUUAA